This is a messenger RNA of Heterostelium album PN500, 939 nucleotides long. Its product is annotated as colossin C. Bases 1 to 939 code for a protein of 312 amino acids. Lineage: Eukaryota; Evosea; Eumycetozoa; Acytosteliales; Acytosteliaceae. The record is from RefSeq and is a predicted model, not a curated record. The transcript has a single exon.
AUGGCUCAACCUCAAAUUGCAGCACUCUACUUUGACGAUGCCGGUCGAUUAAUCAUGGGAUUCAAAGAUAGAUCCAAUGAUAUCACUGUUUGGAUGUCCUCACCAGACAUGCUGGUUGCCUGUCAAACUCCAUCUGGAACUUUCCAACUUGAAAGUAACGGAAAGUGUGGAGGAAAGACUGGUGCACUUCCCAAUGCCAAAUCCAAUGCUGGAAAUUCAAUGGGUAUCGGUGGAGGUUACUAUUUCCAAGUGAAUCAAGGUGCUGGUGGACACGAUUACAAUGUUGCAUAUGGUUUGACAAGAGGUGGUCCAAAUCAAGUGGUCGCAACCGGAAUGGACAAUAGUUUCUGGUAUGAAGGUUCAGUGAGAUGGUUUGAUACCACAACUGGUAAAACUAUUCGUGCCUACUCUAUUUACAAUGCAACUGCUUCACCAGGAACAUUCAGCAAAUCGAAUGGUCUUGGAUCUAUUACAUCGAUAUUCCCACCAUCUCUUGAAGUAUUUGAUUGUGGAAGAGUCUGGAAUGACAUCAAUGGAAAUGGAAUUCAGGAUUGUAAUGAACCAGGAAUCCCAAAUAUUAAAAUCUAUCUGUUCUCUCAAGAUAAUCCAACCUGCCCAAUCUCCUAUUUAUACUCAGACAAAGAUGGAAGAUAUUGUUUCUCAGUGCUUCCAGGAAAACAAUACUCUUGUUCUAUCAACAUCAAAGAAACUCAAGACAAGUUUGGCAAAUUCAAUGUCUCGCCAAUUCUCAACGAUCCAAGAUAUGAAGGAAUUGACAGUGAUGGUGUCGUUGUAGGUGGAAAUAUCGUAUCAAAUUUCCAAGCAUCAUUAUAUUGUGGAUAUUCAUUCCUACACUGUCAUUUCGGAAUUUACAAUCCUGACAACUGUCCCAAAAAUGGAUUUACAACAUAUGGUUGGGGGGUGCAAAAAAUUAACUAA